Messenger RNA from Geosmithia morbida, 5295 nucleotides. Its product is annotated as bloom syndrome protein. NCBI's taxonomy places the organism in Eukaryota, Fungi, Ascomycota, Sordariomycetes, Hypocreales, Bionectriaceae. The record is from RefSeq and is a predicted model, not a curated record. Gene Ontology annotation, cellular component: RecQ family helicase-topoisomerase III complex; nucleus; cytoplasm. Gene Ontology annotation, biological process: DNA replication; double-strand break repair via homologous recombination. The transcript has 2 exons. The coding region runs from base 1 to 5295 and encodes 1764 amino acids. Gene Ontology annotation, molecular function: 3'-5' DNA helicase activity; nucleic acid binding; ATP binding.
AUGACGCGGAACAACCUCAGUGACCACCUGACCUGGUUGUUACGCAACACGUCUCUCGCGGUCCCCAAGACUCUUGAGCUUCCGAGCAACAGCAAUAGCGACGCCUCGUUUAUCGAGGGCUCGUCUCAGAGCCAGAGUCAUAAUCGAAAUCAGAACCGGGGCAGCGUCUCAUCCUCAAGCACGUUUAUCGAAAGCUCUCUCUCGGACUCGGACACCCGGUCCAAACCUACUCUCAAUCGGCAACAGUCCUCCGCCAAGCCAAAGGUCACCCGUUCGGCGGCACCAACAGCCGGGAAUGAACCUCUCCGCAUAACGGAAGUUCGGCAGAAAGAGGAGGAAGAAGAAGACGAAGAGGAGGAAGCUUGGGCAGAAAUGGGGCGUAUGGCCGCGGCGGCGAGCCAGAAGAAGCCCUCGCUCGUCUCGAAACUCGACCAGCUUCCCACGCCAGUUCCCACGAAGACUCCAAGAAAUCCGGCCGCUGUCAAGUCACACCUCUGUAGCAGUUCCAAGAAGGAACACCUCAAUACACCCUCGAACUCGCGUAAAGCGCAUAUAUUGCCAACCCUGGAUGUCUCUGACUUCCCCAGCCUCGAGGGCAACGACUGGGAUUGCAUGGACCUGACCGCCGACGACAAGGCUCCUUCGUCCGACUCUUUCACUUUUGGCAGCGACACCAAGCUCUGUGAUGAAGACGCCGCCUCGCGGCCUGAGCCUCAUGCUUCUAAGAAGGGAAAGAAGAGGAAGAGCAGCGACAUUGCCGGGAACGAGUUCAGCGACGACGAAGAAGAAUUCCCCGACAUAUACCGUCUGCUGGGCGAGACACCGCCGGUGGCAACACCGGGGAACAGGAAACGCGAUCCGACCAAGAAAUCGACACAGAAACGGGACACUGCGAAGCGCCUGAAGAGCCCGGGGGAGACUAACCUACCGGACCAGUCGUCACCAACGUUGCAGAAGAAAACGACAACCAAGCAAGAGCAAAGGCUGAUGGCGACGCCCCCUCCUGUGGUAAGCAAACCUCUAAAGCCAAAGGUUGAGCCUCAGACCCAGAACGACGCAUUCGAAGAAUGGGUGGCGGCUGGUGGGGGGGAGGGUAAAUUCGACGACAACAUGAUUAUCCCCGACUCGGAUGAUGAGUUUGUCACGCCUCCGUCUCAUAAUACAUCGGCAGUGCUGGGCGCAAUCACUGUACCCGAAUCGUUACAGAAGCCCCUCGGCUCUCCAACCAGACAGUCUCCAACCAGACAGUCCAACCCGCAACGCCCACCCAACUCUCCGAGUCGCCCAGAUUCGACAGGUAUAUCGCCCAACGUCACCGGUUCCGGGGCGGGACAUAGCCAACAGUUCUUGAAGGACUCAGUCGACCCAGGGUUCGCAGCUCCCGACGAGAGGCUCAAGUUGCUGGCGAUGUUGUCGGCAACUCCUGAUGCCCUCAGAGUCGCAUGCGAGUCCUUGGAACGCCAGAUUAUCCACAACGACGAGAGCUUCCGACGCGCAAUUGACGAACGCGCUCCCAAGGAGAGACGCAACCAGAUCAAGACCGCAAAGGAACGCUUGUUGAAGCAACAGAGGUGCCUCCGAGGUCUUUCCGCUCCACUGCAAGAAUACAGAAAACUCUGCGAGCAGCGCGAGGCGCUGGCACAGCAGGUGUCACAGUCAUAUAUUGACGGUCUCAACACGGACGAGGACGAAUCGCGACUGGACCAGCUGACAGAUGGGAUACAAGAGACGGAAGAAGCCCUCCUGAAGACGCUGUCCGAGGCCGGCGUCGAUACCCAGACUCCCCUCUCGUCAUCACAAUCUGCCUCUACCUCGACGUCUAGGGACAUCGUGGUCCCCGACACCCAGCCUCAUAGUCGCCCUUCGGUAGACAUAUCACAUAUCCCGUCGGCCGACUCGUCCCUCGUGGAAAUCGUGCCUGAGAUCGUCCAGCAGACGCAGGUUUCUGCACAGGCCAGGAUAUGGAACGAGCCUAUUCCCUCUACGAAGGUUGAUUCGCGUAACGCUGUUCUGUCUCAAGAUGAUGACUCACGAGAUGAGCCGUUCCCGAGGCAGGUACGGAAUACGCCCCAAGCUCCGAACUCAACUCGAACUCAUGGCCAGGGAAACAAGAGGAACGACCCUCACACGUCGGUUGAUAUGGGCGUGCCCGAGGAUCUGUUCUCUGAUCUGGAUGAUAUUGACAUGUACCCCUUGCCACGGUCCGCGAAAAAAGCACCGCAACUCCCCCCUCCGCCGCCCCCUCCGCCGCCCCAUCGGAACCAGCCCUACAGGCCUCGUGCAGAGGACUUUAGCGACUUCAGCGACGACACAGAGAUGCUGGCCCUGGCACAGGACUACGAGUCGCAUCCCGCACCGCAGCCGGUCUCACGCCGGACCUUCACGGAAAUAUCGGGCAAUGUGGUCCCUCCGCCGCCGACCAGUCGCCCGACAAAGAAGCUGCCAGCUACGUCAGCGUCCGGACCGGCUAUCCCGCCCGAACUGAUGACGCACCCAUGGUCACCAGAGGUGCAGAAAAAGCUGAAAGACCGCUUUCGAAUGAGGGGGUUCCGUCAUAAUCAACUCGAGGCCAUAAACGCCACCUUGGCUGGCGACGACGCCUUUGUGCUGAUGCCGACGGGCGGUGGAAAGUCUCUGUGCUACCAACUCCCAGCAGUAGUCAGGUCUGGCAAGACUAGAGGUAUGACGAUUGUCGUCUCGCCUCUGCUCAGUCUUAUGCAGGACCAGGUCGAUCACAUGAGGGCCCUCGGUAUCCAGGCCGUUGCAUUCAACAGCGAGUGCUCUGCCGAGUACAAGAGGCAGGUUCUAGGUGCAUUCAACGAACGGAACCCCGAGAACUUUGUCGAGCUCCUAUAUGUGACGCCGGAAAUGGUUAGCAAGAGUAUGCAGUUUGAAAGGGCCAUGGAGACUCUGUAUCAAAAGGGCAAGUUUGCACGACUCGUCAUCGACGAAGCGCACUGUGUCAGUCAAUGGGGUCACGAUUUUCGCCCCGACUACAAGACACUCGGCCGGAUGCGCUCCAAGUUUCCCAAUGUCCCCAUCAUGGCCCUCACCGCCACGGCCACGCAGAACGUCAUCGUGGACAUCAAACACAACCUCGGCAUGCCCCGAUGCAAGGUCUUCUCCCAAAGCUUCAACAGGCCCAAUCUAUCCUACAAGGUGCGCCCCAAGGGCACCAACGCCAACGUGCUAGAGCAUAUCGCCUCUCUCAUCAAUGAAAACUACGACGGGAUGAGCGGCAUCAUCUAUACUAUUUCUCGGAAGCAGGCCGAGGAUGUCGCAGACAAGCUAUCAUCCAUCCACGGCGUCGCUGCGGGAUUCUACCACGCCGGCAUAGACCCUGUAUCAAAGGCGGAGGUGCAGAAGUCGUGGCAGCGCGGGGACAUGAAGGUGGUUGUGGCGACAAUCGCCUUUGGCAUGGGAAUCGACAAGCCCGAUGUGAGAUUUGUCAUCCACCACGGUAUACCGAAGAGCCUCGAGGGCUACUACCAGGAGACCGGACGUGCCGGCCGAGACGGCAAACCGUCAGACUGCAUCCUGUAUUUUGGCAAGGCGGACGUACGGGUCCUCAAGAAGAUGAUACAGGACGGCGACGGGAGUGCAGAGCAGAGGGAGCGACAGAUGAAUAUGUUGAACCGGGUGACGGCCUUUUGCGAGAACAAGGCCGACUGCCGGCGUGCCGAGGUGCUGCGGUACUUUGGCGAGGACUUCGACGCGUCGCAGUGCAACAAGACGUGCGACAAUUGCCAGGCGGGGUUGGUGUUUGAGGAACAGGAUUUCUCGAGCCACGCCGUUGCCGCAAUCGAGGUGGUCAAGGCGCAGAGGAAGCUGACCCCCAGCCAGUGCGCCGACAUACUCCUGGGCAAGAAGUAUCCGGAUCAUGAGGGCCGCUACUCGGACCAGUGGUACGGGCAGGCACAGGGCCUCAGGAAGUACGAGGUCAUCCGCAUCAUCGACAAGCUCUACGCGGAGAAGGCCUUCAAGGAGUACAACCAGGUCAACCGGCACGACCUGGCCAUCCAGUACCUGAGCCUGGGCCCCAUGGCCAAGGCAUUCCUCCUCGGCCACCGGAAGCUCAUGCUUACCAUCCAGGUCGACGACAAGGCCAAGCCAAAAGCCAAGAAGGCGACCGGCAAGAAGGGCAAGGGCAAGGACAAGGGCGACUCGCUCGCCGUGCAGUCGACCUAUGUGUCGUCACCGAUCGAGAGGCGUAGGGGCCGCUCCCGUGUUGUGGAGAGUGACGGCGAGGAAGGAGAGAGCGGUCACCCCACGACGGCCCACGGUUACGAGGACGACGGAUUUGUCGUCGACGACGACGUGCUGGACAUUGAACUCGAAGAAGACGACGAGGAUGCAUUUGCCCCACCUCCUCGGGCCGCGAGACCAGCUUCCAAGGUAUCGACAUCGUCCAAGGCAACCAGAUCCGCACCCAAGCCAAAACCAUCCAAACCACAAAGGAGCCCAGGACCGCCCAUCCCGACCGACACGCGGCUGGAAGACCUCCCCGAGAUCCACCAGGACAUAGCGCAAAACUUUGUCAUCGAGGCCAAGAAGUGGGAGGAGCAGGUGCGCAACCGCAAGGAGAUCCGUCGCCCCCUCUUCUCGGACCGGGACCUUCGCCAGAUGGCCAUCAACUGGACCACAUCUGUUGCUGAGAUGAGCCGCAUUCCCGGAAUAGACGUUGCCAAGGUCAUGGAGCACGGACCCAAGCUCGUCGUCAUUCUACGGAACUUUCACCAAACAUACAAGGAGAUGAUGGGACCGGCCAACACUCUCCCCACCCCAGCCCCGAUUCCAGCUCCAGCGCCCCCUUCCCGCCAGCAGCAGCAGCAGCAGCAGCAGCAGCAAGAAGAAGAUAUAGUAGAUCUCAUAAGCUCGGAAUCCGAAAUGGACGACCUGGACCUCGACGAUGAAGACGACGGCGAUCUCAACGUACCAGCCUCGUCCUCCUCUCACUACUUCGAUAACGACCCCACCUCCAGGCUCGAGGUGCAGGCCUUCCACGAAAGACUCCAAGGUCUGGCAGGCGGUGGCGUGGCGGGCAGUCAAUCAACCGGUGGCGGCAGAGCCCGCUCCUCUUCUUCCUCAGGUUACAGAGGUGGUAAGAAGUGGGGUGGAGGAGGAGGAGGAAGGAAGUGGUCUAAGAAGGGCGGCGGCAGUUUCGCCAAAAGGAAAGGAGGUUCCUCUACCUCUUCGUCGGGAUCGAGAAGGGCUAGCGGUUCCGGGACCGGUUCAUCGAGGGGUGGGAAGAUUACAAGGAAGACUGGCGGUGGGAUCGGGCUGAUGUCGUUGUGA